Bacillus rossius redtenbacheri is the source of this 20738-nucleotide messenger RNA. RefSeq names its product major facilitator superfamily domain-containing protein 12-like. The record is from RefSeq and is a predicted model, not a curated record. Bases 245 to 1726 code for a protein of 493 amino acids. Gene Ontology annotation, biological process: carbohydrate transport. The transcript is spliced from 8 exons. Gene Ontology annotation, molecular function: symporter activity. NCBI's taxonomy places the organism in Eukaryota, Metazoa, Arthropoda, Insecta, Phasmatodea, Bacillidae. Gene Ontology annotation, cellular component: plasma membrane.
GAUCAUCUGACAGUUUGUGGGCAGACAGCUGAAGUGAACGUCGAUGGUUCCCUCCCACUUUUACUUCCCGGUGUAAUUCAUUGGAGAAUCCGUAAACAAUGUGUUUUGUUAAUGAAGUUUUGCUUUGUACGCUUACGGGAUGCUGAAUCGAACGGAAUUAAAUCUGUGACUGCCAUAGUGUUGUUGCCGUGGAUUGUUCGUGGAGGCCCAGCUUCAUUUUCUUUUUAACUAAACUACAACCUAUAUGAUGGAAAACACUAGGAGGUUGAGUAAUGAUUAUUCAGAGAUGACACGGAGAUUGCCGUUAAAAUUGAGAUUAUCUUACGGCGUGGGACAUGUUCUGAAUGAUAUAUGUGCGUCUAUGUGGUUUACAUACUUAUUGGUGUAUUUCCAUUUAGUUUUGCAGUUUGACAGUUUUUUGUCUGGUACGAUACUUCUAGUAGGUCAAGUGGCAGAUGCACUUUCAACACCUUUCGUUGGUAUUCAUUCGGAUAAGGAUGACGACUUUUGGCUUUGUAAAUAUGGUCGACGGAAAACUUGGCAUCUUAUAGGAACUGUCUGUGUUAUUGGAAGCUUCCCUUUUAUUUUCUCUCCGUGCCUCGGCUGCAGGGACAGCAGUCAUGUGGCACAGAUGGUGUAUUACUCUGCGUUCGUCAUCAUAUUCCAGUUUGGUUGGGCUGCUGUUCAAAUCUCGCAUCUGUCUCUCAUUCCCGACCUGACGCCGAGCGAGCACGAGCGGACAGGCCUCAUUGUGAUCAGGUAUAGCUUCACUGUGUGUUCAAGUCUGAUGAUAUACUUUAUUACCUGGGGAAUAUUCCACAUGACAAAUGAUAUUACGGGGGCUCCUAUUGGGCCCAGUGAUACAGUAAAAUUCCAGCAAAUUGUGGCAGCGGGGCUGUGCGUGGGCGCGGCAACGUCGCUGGUGUUCCACGUGUUCGUGAAGGAGGGCCCGGCCCAGGCGGGGGAGCACGUGAGCGCCGUGGGGCAGAGCAAGAGGACGCUGGCCUGCGUGCUGCAGGACGUGCGACUGUACCAGGUCGCCGUGGUGUACACGGCCACCCGCCUCUUCUGCAACCUGUCGCAGGUGUACGUCCCCUUGUACCUGCACGAGUCCCUGCGGCUGGGGGCGGAGAGCCUCGCCGUGGUGCCCCUGGUCAUGUUCGUCGCCAGCUUCGUCAUGUCGCUCUUCGCCAAGGCGCUCAACAGGAGAACUGGGCGGAAGAUUGCUUUUAUGUUUGGUGGAGUUUUGGGCAUCGGAGGCUGUGUGUGGAUAUACUUUGGAAUUGGUGCACAAUAUGCGACGUAUGAAAUCUAUGCUGCAGCAUGUUUACUUGGUGCUGGGAGCUCCGUGAUGCUUGUGACGAGUCUCGGCAUAACUGCUGACUUCAUAGGCAUAAACACCAACAACGGAGCAUUUGUGUACGGCUCAAUGAGCUUCGUGGAUAAGCUGGCCAAUGGUGUUGCAGUUAUCAUCAUUCAGUACAUGAAAUGCUCUUCAGGUUGCCCAAUGUACUACAGGGACAUUUUGAGCUUUGCUUGUGGUGGAGCGGCUGUGCUGGGCUUGGUGAGUGUGGUCCCACUCUACUUGAACCAAACCCCAAGUGCUUUGGGUUUUGAAUCAUCUUACAAAGAGAUUGACGAAGACAAUAAUACUGAACCGCAAAUGGUAGAUAGCAGCAGUACAACUGUACAGGCAUCGUCAAGUCGAAGUUCUGUCAUUGCGUAAUAUUUAUAUAUAUAUUUUUUACUUUUUUCCCCUGUGUUUUGGCUGUGAAACUGUCCUUUGCAAUUUUAUAAAAAGAAUAUUUAUUAGAUAGCAUAUAUUUGUGAAGUGCACAUUAAUGACAAGCACUUUUAGUUUCCUGAAGUUGGCAUAUCACAUUACUAUAGUAGAAAGUGUUUUGUUAUAUGAAUGUAAUUUUUUAUAGUACUUUUGCCUUUCGACAUUAUUAUUUUACUAACAUCAUGAAACAAUAGCUCUGAACUACUAUGUACCAAAUAUGUGCGUACAUACAACUUUUAUCAUCUUUUAAAACAUUAAAAAUGACAUGUAAAGAGUUUGUGUGGUGUACAUUUUACAGUUUGUUUAAUUUUGAAUAACUUGAUUUUGCAGCUUAAGAAAUUAUUUUCACCCUCUUCUGUAGUUUUCUACUGCAUAUGACACUUUACUUUGUUGUGGGUUUGUGACUUGUGUCUGUACCACAUAUCAAUUAAGUGAAACCGUGAAAUGUUUUGGAUUGUAAAAGUAGUACUAUAUCUGAAUGAGAUAAAACAAAUUAUAAGAUUUUAAGUGGCCACAAUUACUGACAUUACAAUUUUAAUUAAUUGUUGAGACACAUCUUAUUCUAGCUUACUAUUAACAGUGUACAUUCACCUGAAAUUAAAUUAUAAAAAAAAUUAUUUUAAUAUUCGAAAAAUAUUUGUAUCAGAAUAAAAUAUAACUAUUGUACACUAGCUGUUUCUAAUUUUUUUUCUGAACAAACAUUGUGGUGGGUAGGUAACAAGAAGGGCACAUGAGGGAGUUUAAAAUACAGUGUUGCAUCUUUUAGAUAAAAUAAACAAUAACAUUUUUAUAUGAGCCAUUCUAAAUGUUUUCUGGAGACGUUUUCAGCAUCAAAUUAAUGCAGAGAAGGCACUGAAGUAAGAUGUUGGUACAUAUCUACAAUAUCAUGCAAAUUGAACUACCCAGAGUAGAUAACUUUUGUGUAAAACUUUGUGUUAAAUUUGGUACAUUCAUUAGUGUUUACACAAAACCUGCUGCCUUUCGCAAUACAGAAUACAAAACAGUUUUUUGAUAUUAAAUUGUGGUAAAACACUUGAAAUCAUGUUUAAAAUCUCAAAAGUGUCACAAAAAUUUUCUGCUUCUACAGCAUAGACUAUAUUGUCGCGGGUUGAAAUUUUGCAGGGUUGUUGAAAUCAAAUUUAGGGACUUUACUGACGGGACUCUGGGCUGGCUGCUCUGUUCACUCGUCAGCGCAAGUGGCGUGACCAUGUAAUUGGGGCACGGGGCCGGCGCGGCGCGCUGCGGGCUUGCAGAAUUUUGUUUGUUUGUUUGGCCGCGCGCUGGCGCAGCCACGGGCCGCAGUUACUGGGGCGCGCUGUCGUAACAAGCCGCGCGGUGUGGCCUGCACAUCGGGGUAGAGGGGGGGUAGUCUUCCCAGAUGUUCUAGUUAGUUGUUUAGUAAAUUUGACUUCAAUAACGAGCUUUUGUUAUGGUAGGCGCGGCAGGGCGCGCGAAUUUAAGCGCAAGUGAGUGGUGACUCGGGGCUCACUCAGGCGGAGGCUAUGCGUCUCACCUGUGGUCACGAGUUGUUAGUUCGUUCGUGAUGUAGGAAUUCAGGCUCACUCAGGCGGAGGCUAUGCGUCUCACCUGUGGUCACGAGUUGUUAGUUCGUUCGUGAUGUAGGAAUUCAAGCUUUCGGGCGGAAGCUAUGGUCGACGCCAGAGGCCACGAGUCGUUUAAUUUAAGUUAGGUCAUAAUGUAGUCGUCAAGCUUUCGGGCGGAGGCUAUGGCCCUCGUCAGGGGUCACGCGUCAUAGUUUUUAAAAUGUAAUGUUCGUUCGGGAUUUCAAGGGCAGGAGAGGCCCCUACGUUAUUUUUUUAAAGUAAUCGAUCAAGAAAGGCUUUUCGGAAAAUGUGAGUAUGGACUUAUCUUUGUUUUAAUUUUAAGUAUUAAUUAUGAUUUGAGGUAUUCGGAAGGACUAGGGAAGUGUUUAGUGAAGUUCUCUCAUUCUCUCUCUUGUAAGGUCGUUCAAUCGUUAAGGAAGUAAAGAGAUUAUUGUUUUAAAUUGUAAUCCCGCUAUUUAAAUGUUCUUUAAAAUGAUGUUGAGUAUUUGACUUUAAGAAUAAAAUAAUUUUAAUUAAGUAUUAUGUUAUUUUGCAAAAUCUCCUUAGUUCAGCUCUCACCAGACAUCCUGUACGGGAUGACGAACCUAUGAUCCUAGGUACAGUAAAGUAUUUUAUGAAGUUAAGACUAGUUGAUGCCAAGCGAGUUGUUUCUAUGUAAAGAGCUACGAUUCUCGCCCCCCCCCUCUGAAGGUGGAUCGUGACAGAAAUGGCGGUGGCACCGGCUAGGUGCACGUGACAGAAAUGGUGGAGGCGCCGGGUAGGUUCUAUUUCUGGAGAGAGAGAGAGGUAGAUUUUUAUGUUUAUUAUUAAGUUAGUUUCAGCUUCUGAUAGCAGGUUAUUAAGAGUUUACUUGAGGAGAGGAUUACGGAAUUUUAGUCUAUAGUGGAGGAAGUCUUUGAGAUUUUUUUUUUGACGUAACAGAUGUUUAUUUGAGGAUACUUGUAAGGAUAAAGUUUAUAGUGAUAAGUUGUUUUAAGUCGUUGAAUUUAUUGUAGAUUUAUAUCGGGGAUUAUUACGUGAGGAGAAUACGUUAUAAGUUAAAUGCUUAUUAGAGAUAAUGCAAGUGGUUUAAUUUAAUUGAAGUUCAUUUUAAGAUUGUAGGUUAAGAGAAUUAUAAUUUAAAAUAAAAAUUUUUUGUCGUAAAUAGGAAUUAUUUUCAAGUGAAGUUUGUUUUGUUGUCGUGCGCGUAGGAGACGAGACGUACGAAUUAAAUCAGUCGAGGGAAGGAUAAACGUUAGAAAGGAAUUAAAGAGAAAACGAGAGUUUAUGUAAAAGAGAGUUAUAGAAUUUAUAGUGAUGUUUUGUUUUAAUUAGAAAAAUGUUGAGAGUUGUUUCAGAACGACACGUCAGUGGACGUGGCAGAGUGAACACGUGACGGGGAGGUGCUGAGACCUAGCGGAGAACGGAGGAACCGCAAGCGAGGGUUGGCGCACCUGAUGGAAUUCGGUGACGUCACGGGCUCAUACGGAGACGUGGACAGGCCGUGACCUUGUUUUGAUCAGCUGUACGGUAACUUAGCGAUAAGAAAAUAGACUAUUGGUUAAAUAAAUUUAAAUUUAAGUGUGUUUUAGAAGAAGAGGAACUUUCAGUAUGUAAGUAAUUUAUUUUAAGAAGUGUAUGAUGUAUAGGCUAGAAGUGUUUCGUUGUAAGUUGUUUAUGUUUUUGUUAGUUAAAUUCUACCUCGGUUUUAAAAAUAUUUUUUUGGGAUUUGUAAACAUUAUUAAGGAGGUACACUAUAAAAUCGAUAAGCAUUAAGAAAACUGGGAAGGCUAGAUUUUGUGUGUAGAGGGAAUUUACUCCAAAAGAACAGAGAGACAAAAUUAAUGUUUUCAUUAGGGCGAGGGACCCUAAGGUGAGGCGUUGUGUCCCUGGGAAGAAAGGGAAUUGUAGCGCAGACCAUAGGAGAUGGGCUGACUACGGAAUUAAGGGUCAGGAGAAUCCUGAGAGUUGUGAGUAGUUUGGGGCAGGAGUUCCCCAUGGUAGUACCGAAGUGGCUAUCCUGUAUGGGAUAGGGUACCAUUUCAAUGAAGUUUGUUGGUGGGGUUAGAGCCCCCUGUGUAGUGGGCCUAUAGCAGAUAGGCACUACAGUGAAUUUGGUUAUUUUGUGAGGUAAAUUCCCUGGAGGUUAAGUAAGAUUGGAUUCAGUUAGGAAGGAGGGAAAUGAGAAACAUUGCUGUAGAGAGUUAGUGUACUUGCCUAAUGUGAAAUUGAAUUUUAAUAAAUUAAUUAAUGAGAAAGUUUUUUCUGGUCAAAUAAUAAUGGAAGGGAAUUAAUUAAUUUUUUUGAGUAAGGUGUUUUAAGUAAUGAAAUAAAAUAAUGUGAAGUAAUUUGAAUAAUUGGGGAGGAAUUUCUUUAAGAGUUUAGAUAAUUGUUUUUGAAUUUAUUGAGAUAUUCAGCCAGUGGAGUUUGAGUGUGAGAGAUACAGUGAGAUUUUAAGGAAAUCGGUUGUUUAUUAAUUAGGACAAAUGAGAUUUUUUGAUUAAGAGUCAGUAAGCAUAGUUAAAUUUACGACAUAAUAUUUGUUGACAGUUUACAGUUAUUAAGGAGAAAACAGAGUAAUCUAUUUAUUUUUAUUUUAAGGGUUUGAAGAUAAGAUUAUGAAUUUUUUUUUUUGAAAGUUUCUUGGGCAUGUUUGAAUAAUUUUUAUUUGGAUUUUAAGAAAUUACAGAGAAAAUUUAAUUGAUUUACAUUAGUUUGGAAGUAUGGAGGUUUAGUGUUCGAUUAGCCCUAACUUGAUGGUCGGAUCCCAAAAGAAUGCCGUAAAACCGAUAGCCAAUUGAGAGGAAUGCGGUAGGCGCUUGUGUAGAGAGGGGUUGUGGGAAAACUCCUUGGGACUGAUGGCAGAUCAGGGGCCCUAAAUAGUGUGUGAUGCUGUAAAACCAGUGCAGGGAAAGCCUGGUAUGCUUAAAUUUUUGGGCACAGGUUAUGUAAACCUGGGGUUCCAUGGGAUUUAGUCAUGUUAGCUGCUGUGAGACAUUGAGAUUUCCAGGCUCCAUAGUAAAGUCAAUGUAAAUUUUUGUUUUCUUAAAAUAAUAAAUUUGUUUUUAAUUUAUUUGAGAUAUUUGAUUUGGAACAGUGAAUACAGACCCCGAGGAAAAAGAGUUGUCAUGCUGUGAGAGGAGAAGGUGGUAGGCCUAAAAGGGUACAGGCACCACAGAGGUUAUGUGCAUUGCAUAAUUUAAAUAUAAGGAAACUUGAGAAUUUGAAAUUUUGUUGUUGGGUUGUACACCCAUAAGAAGAGUAUAGGCAGAAUUUUUAUUGUUAUGAGAUGUCUAAUUUAAUUGAAAAGAAGAAAGUUUAAAGAUGCAAGGUAACAUUAUUAUUGUAAUAAUUGAAAGAGAUUAAGAGGUAGAGAGAAAUAGGCAGUUUUUGUUUGUAAGUACUAAAGUUUACAAAUAGAAAUUUAGUAACUAAGAAUGAAUAAUAAGUUAAGUCUAGUGUAAAAGUUUUUUUAAGUUUGUUAAGUUAAGAGUCACAAGUAAAUUUUUUUUUAGAGAGAAUGUCUUUGAUAGGAAGUAUUAGAAACUUAUGGGAAUUUUAGGGUAACAUAAAUAAUGUAGGUAAUGAAUAAUAAAUAGAUGGUAGGUCUUAAGUUAGGAUUAACAUUUGAAGCAGAAUUUAAUUAAGAAGAAGGAAAAUAAAUAGGCCUAAUGAAAAGAACAAAAAAGGAUUUUAUGGUAAAGCAUUUUUUUUAAGUAAUAAACAAUGAAUAAUAAUGUUGUUUCAGGGUAAUGUGUACUAAUAAUACAAUUUUUUUUUUAGGACCAAAGAACAGGAAUUAUGUAAUUUAAAUUAACAUGUAUUUUUGAAACUGUUACAGAUUCCUUAAGAUGAGCUGAGCAGCAGUCCAGUUUACAAGAUGACAAGAGUUCGAGAGACAAGAUACAAGAUCACUGAAACAAGAGCCAAGACUGAAGAUUCAAGAGAAGAGAAAGCUGGCAGCCAUGGACUUACAAGUGGAGAUUAAUAAGGUCAUGUAAAGUUUUAUUUUUUUUUAUGGAAGACAGUAACUGGAGUUUUUUUUUGUUAUAAACAUUAUUUACAGAACUUUUUAGGUUAUAGUAAUGUAAUGGAACUAGUGAGUUGUGGUAGCUGUCAAAAAGAACUAAUACCUUAAGUUUAAUUUUUAAAGUUAAUUUUCUUAAUUUACAGAGGGAUUAGUAGUUUUUUUUAAAACCUUAUUUAGGUUGGAAUUUAAAUACAAUAGCUUAUUAUAAAUGUGUACGAACAGUUCAAGUUCACAGUACUGAUAGGUAGGUCAGAUGAUCUUAUUGAUUUUGAUGAUUUGUUGUUUUGAGUUGAUUUUUAAGUGUUGUGAAUUAGACAAUGAAAUAGUUCUGAAAACUUAAAUUAUUUCAAGCUAAGAAAUAGUAAAGUUAAUUGUAACUCAAAGGACACCAGAAUUUAAUUUUUUUUUGAAUUAGUAAUGUUUGAAAAUUUUAUACUUUACAAGAAAGGUUAUAAACAAACAGAUCGGAUGGAACAAGGAUGCAGUAAAUCACAAUUUCAUUUAGAAUUAUUGAUUAGCUUUUGAGGUUAUGAAGUAAAAGUAAUUAUAGUUUAAAAGUUUGAAUAAAAAAAAAUGUUUUUUUUUUAAUUUGUUUGAAAUAGAAAGUUUAAAAGUUAAUUAGUCAUGAUCUAGGUGGGUGAUGGGGUGGGAAUUGGCCACUCUUUUUCCCUAUAACCUCCCUAACAUGGCCUUCUAUUACAACUAACAGAAAUAAAGAAGAAGAAAAAUGAAGAAUUAUUAGUUAGAAUGUUUCUUUCAUGAAGAUACCUGAUGAACUUUUACUGUUUGGAAGAAUAGAAGCAAGGUUAGUCAGAUAUUUUUACUCAGAAGAAGAAGAAGAUAAAGCAGUUUUAUGACUCGACAAGCCAGAGAUUGGUGUUUCCCCUCUGCGCUCCUAUUGACUACGUUGUUUACUCUCAUGGGAUAGCUGGUUCGGCACCAUGGAGAGAGAUUGGUGGGCAUUGUGGUUGCCCCCAGAAGAAAAGAAGAGUAGAAGAGGUUAUGGGUGGGUCAUGUGAACUGACCUUCAACCCAGUUACUUCGUGGGGACUAUUUGCUGUAUAGAGAAGAUCAAGACUCAAGAGGUAGGGAAAAUCAUUGGAGGUCAUGUUUCCCUUCCUUAAGUUUUUCCUAUCAAAUUAUUUGCCUGAUUAGAUUAUGCUAAGGGUGGGAUACUUUAUGUUAGCAGUUGAAUUAAUUAAUUUUAUUUUUUUGUGUGUUUGCAUCCUUGCCCAUCGAUUGCAGUUUAGUAGUUAGUUUUGUAUUUGUCAGGCGUGAUGGUAAUGCCUGUUGAUGAUGUUUCAGAAUUGUAAUCUGUUCGUGAUGAGGAUGGCACAACUCCGAAGCAGAUGUGGGGAGAAGUUGUGAGCUGCCCUGGAAGCCAGUCCAGUAGCUGUUGGAGUUGAGUGGUGUUUGCUGAUGGCCAGCCCAGGGAGCUACUCUUCUCGACAACACUGACUUCGAGGAGUUGCACCAACCUUCACGAGAUAAGAGUUUAAUUAAUUGAAACACUGUAAGGACACUUAAUUUUUUUUGAAGAACGAAAGAAGUAUGGUAAUAAACGGAAACCGGAAAAAAAAAAUAAUAAUAAUUAUCAAGAAUUUGCACAUUGUUUAACGAAUACUGAGAAACUAAGAACAGUAAUUUAAUUUGUAAAGAGAGCUUCACUAACAGAACAAUUUUUUUUGAAUUGAGAACUCGAGCCUCUGAAGGUUCCUGUGAGAACAAACCAGAUAAAAGUUUUACAUUUAAUUUUAUGAAUACUUGUUGUUUUAAAAUAAAUCUUAUGCAGAAUCUAGAUGUAUGUUCAGACAGCAAGGAACUAAGAAAAUUAUUAUUUUUGUGAAAUGAGGAAUUUAUAGUUAUGGUUUAAUGGAAAAAGACAAUUUGUAAUUUUGAGGUAGCUCGAUGGGGCUCGAGCUCUGUGAGGGGAGGGUUAUGUCGCGGGUUGAAAUUUUGCAGGGUUGUUGAAAUCAAAUUUAGGGACUUUACUGACGGGACUCUGGGCUGGCUGCUCUGUUCACUCGUCAGCGCAAGUGGCGUGACCAUGUAAUUGGGGCACGGGGCCGGCGCGGCGCGCUGCGGGCUUGCAGAAUUUUGUUUGUUUGUUUGGCCGCGCGCUGGCGCAGCCACGGGCCGCAGUUACUGGGGCGCGCUGUCGUAACAAGCCGCGCGGUGUGGCCUGCACAUCGGGGUAGAGGGGGGGUAGUCUUCCCAGAUGUUCUAGUUAGUUGUUUAGUAAAUUUGACUUCAAUAACGAGCUUUUGUUAUGGUAGGCGCGGCAGGGCGCGCGAAUUUAAGCGCAAGUGAGUGGUGACUCGGGGCUCACUCAGGCGGAGGCUAUGCGUCUCACCUGUGGUCACGAGUUGUUAGUUCGUUCGUGAUGUAGGAAUUCAGGCUCACUCAGGCGGAGGCUAUGCGUCUCACCUGUGGUCACGAGUUGUUAGUUCGUUCGUGAUGUAGGAAUUCAAGCUUUCGGGCGGAAGCUAUGGUCGACGCCAGAGGCCACGAGUCGUUUAAUUUAAGUUAGGUCAUAAUGUAGUCGUCAAGCUUUCGGGCGGAGGCUAUGGCCCUCGUCAGGGGUCACGCGUCAUAGUUUUUAAAAUGUAAUGUUCGUUCGGGAUUUCAAGGGCAGGAGAGGCCCCUACGUUAUUUUUUUAAAGUAAUCGAUCAAGAAAGGCUUUUCGGAAAAUGUGAGUAUGGACUUAUCUUUGUUUUAAUUUUAAGUAUUAAUUAUGAUUUGAGGUAUUCGGAAGGACUAGGGAAGUGUUUAGUGAAGUUCUCUCAUUCUCUCUCUUGUAAGGUCGUUCAAUCGUUAAGGAAGUAAAGAGAUUAUUGUUUUAAAUUGUAAUCCCGCUAUUUAAAUGUUCUUUAAAAUGAUGUUGAGUAUUUGACUUUAAGAAUAAAAUAAUUUUAAUUAAGUAUUAUGUUAUUUUGCAAAAUCUCCUUAGUUCAGCUCUCACCAGACAUCCUGUACGGGAUGACGAACCUAUGAUCCUAGGUACAGUAAAGUAUUUUAUGAAGUUAAGACUAGUUGAUGCCAAGCGAGUUGUUUCUAUGUAAAGAGCUACGAUUCUCGCCCCCCCCCUCUGAAGGUGGAUCGUGACAGAAAUGGCGGUGGCACCGGCUAGGUGCACGUGACAAUAUAUGUGAUAGUGUGUGAAACCGAACUGCUGAGAGAAUUUAUGUGAAAUAUUUGAUAGUACUAUAUGUGUAUGUAGCCUUGAUUGUAUAAACAUAUUAUGAUUGUUGAGGGUUUUCUGUGUACCAUAUUGUUAUGACUCGCUCUGAGCACUCUGGCAAGCGGCUUCGAGGCUCGCCCUGAGUCAAACACGAGGUGUCAGCAGUUUCAACACCGCCAGCGAAACAGCGACGCGAGUCGCCGAAGGCCGACCGCCGCUGCGAGAGAAAAGAGGACAACACGGAACAUCAACACGGACGCGGAUGGAAGAAUAAAAACGACAGCCACCGUCGAGAAGGGGCUUCUUCUGGUCACCGGCGACUGGACGGCUGAAGUCGUGACGCCGGAACCACGGAGCGCCGUGUCCUCGGCCGCCGCAGUCCGUCGUUGAAUUCCUGCCGCGAGCGCGACCCAGCACAGCGUGGGUAAGGAACCUGCCGAGGUGUGGUAGCGAGGCUCCCCGAUAAUUGUCUAAAUGGGUGACCGCUAACUCUAUAAUAGUACGUGACAUUAAAUCAAGUCUCUAUAUUGAACUGUCUUUCAUUGUUAGUCUUGAGCCCCCUAUCACCCUGUCUUAGAAUAGUAAAUAAUUGAGAUCAUCUUAAGGUUGUAUCAUAACAAUAUGCAAUUCAUUUUACUGUGCAAAUAUUUUUAUGGAUGUAUUUAAAGAGAUAGUAGCCCAGUCUUGCAUAUAAUUAUAUCUCCAGUGCUAUUUACUGUAGACCCUAGAAAAGUAAAAAUGUGUGUAUCAAGAAAAGUAUUUUUUACGCUAAUUUUGGAAUUCACAAAUGAAAAUAAUUUUUAAGUGUGUGUGAUUGCUUGGUUGCUAAAUUUAUGGGUUUAGAAUGAAAUCCAUAGUCCACACAUGGAUAAAUUUCAGUCUGAAAUGAACAAAUGGUUUGCUAAAGAAUCUCAACGUAAACUGACAGGAAUGAAUAAUACUUUUAUUCAAUUUAUGGAGUAUAAAUAAGUGACUUAAAUUUUCAUUGUUUAGUACAUUACCUGGAGUUGUUUAGAGGUUAGAAAUAAUUUCAAAUUGUUACAAAUUGAUCAGUGAGAGAGAGCUGCAGUGCAUUAUAGAAGUUGAGAUGGAUUUAAUUGUGACACAGCCAUUUAUGUAAUUGUUUGGGAUAUUACAUCAAUAAAAGGCAUCUCUAUUAACAUUUUUCACUCCAUGUUUACACAGCUUGAAUAUACUUUACACACCUGCCGAAUGCCAGAAGAGAACUCUAAGUCAAUAUGACUGCAGAAGCAAGCUUCCACUACGAGUGCAGUAAUGAAAGGAAAUUAAUAUGAGACAAAAGUAAGCCCUUUUAAAUACCAAUGCAAACAUGUUUAUACGAUAAAAUGUUUAUAAGUCAGCUAAAGGAAAAAAAUCUAUACUCUAACUUGUACUUGGUGAACACGAAGCAUGUGCCUAUGGCACAUUGCUGAUGCAUUGCACAAGUUCUCGUGUGACAAUGUUCUUCAGUACACGAAUCCGAUUCUUUUGCGACAAUGAAUCACAAUUUUUUUUCUUGCUCAGCUUGAACGGGGCGCUAAAAGCCCACUGAAAUGUUAUGUACAGUUCCUAGCAUGCAGUCUUUGUCUUUCCACAACUAGCUUCACUACCAAAUAGUUGUUGGCAAAUGGCAUCUCUAGUAUAAUAUAAUACCUUGGGUGUACAUCAUUGCUGGUUUAAUGCUGGCUAUCAGGGAACAUCAAAUGUGAAUACAUAAACAAAUUGAAAUAAAACCUUUAUUAUCUGGUGUCAAAUGUUACAUAGAGGAAGGAAUUCAGUCAGAAAAAAUGACAGCGCAGGUUUCUAUGACAAAACAGUUGCAAUGUUUCAGGAACUGUCAUCGGGCACAUGCAAACUAAUUGGGAACACUGGGAAACAGUGUGUAUGCAUUAGAUACAAGAUACAAUACAUGAUACAAACCCCCCUUUCCAUUCCCUUCUGCUGUGGCCAAUGCAUUCUCCUGAUUGAGUGAUUGGUAGUGUACUUUUGAUCAGAUGUUAUUGGCUGGUAUCUUGUUCAUGAAGGUGGUGGUUUUCAAUUGUUUUGUGAAGCAAAUUCAAUGAAUGGACAUUUUUGGGUUUCAAUGGUUUUGCAUAAGUAAUGAAAAACUGUUGUCUUUUAGGUUUUUUUGCAGAUAAUUCUCUUAACUAUAUGAUAAAGGAAAACCUGUACGAUUCUGGAUGGUUGGCCACACUAAUGCGUGCCCUGAAUGCAGCUGCUACAUGUCCUCCUAAAGCGUGGAAUGGAACUGACAUUUAAUGGUCCGGGGAGUGUUGUUUGAAACCAUCGGAUGUAACAUUUAAUUAUCAGUAAUUUGAUUAUGUACCUUUGUGUUAAUUUAUACUAAUGGAAACUUAAUUUUUUUUUGAUAAAUUAAUUUCCAAAUGUUGUACUGCACUAUGCAGGUUUGGGGAUAAUUUUUGGCGUACCUGCAUUUAUUAUUAAUACAUGUAAGCAUCACAGUGUUGAUUUGUUAGUUCUCUAUAUGCAUUUAUCUUAUUUGUUAUUUUUUUUUUUUUCAUGUUUUGCUAGUUUUCUCAACUGACUUCAAUGGAAAAUAUUUUUUAAUUCUGUAAUUAUUUUGAACAGCGAUGGUUUAUGCAAGUGUGUAUGUCGUUAAUUUUCUUUAAAUUUACUUCAUGUAAUAUUGGGAACUUUAUUUUGUGUAUAGCUAUUAGAAAAAACUGAAUGAUAUCAACUGUUUUUAAUGGCUGUGAAUGUAGUCCAGUACAUAGUCAACAAUGCCUUGAAAACUUUUAAUGAAAUAGAAAAAAGUUGUAAAGAGUGUGAAUUUGAGAAUAUAAAGCAAUGCAGAUCUGGGUUUUUAUUUUGUGUUUGUACGCUUAGGCAUACAUGUAUCUAUUUAAUUUUUUUGUGUGUGAAUGUAAUCAAAGAGUUUAUACAUUAAUGUGCACUUGCAAUCUCUGUUUACCUCAAUUGUGUUAAGCCCUGCAAAUAUCAUAUGAUGUUGUUAUUGAUUUUACACGGGUUUAAGAUGUGAGUACGCCUUUAAGAUUUUUUUAUUAGUAUGUAGUGUAUUGCUCUAUUGGGGUUCACUGCUUUUGCCUUCAAUUUCUUGUAAGAUCUGAGGUCUAGUCAUGACAGAUUUUCUUAUUCUCAAAGCUUUUACUUGUGUAGCUUUAUUAGUUGGCAGUUAGUUGCUGUAAUUUUUGGAACCUGACAGUAAGGCUUGGGUCUUAAAAGAGGUGUGUAGAAAGUAAAGAAAAAUAUGUGAUAAAACUGAUAAAAAGCCUUGAAAGUUUUUACUUACCAAGUGAAGAACUUCAGUGGGUUAGUGGUGCUGUAUAAUUUUUUUAAUAAGAACCCCUUUUCUUACGCUAUUCAAGGGUGCCUGAAAAUGUUUUUAUAAGCGAGAAAGUGUAAAAUGUGGGAAAUGUAUGAAAAAUUCCUUUUUUUUUUCCCUCAGAGUACUAUGAUAUUAUAAGACCUGAACAUGACAUACUCUGAUAUUCACAUAAUUAUUCAUUAAGAGUGUCUGCAGCAUAUUUAAAGAGAAGAAUUAACAUUAAAGUCCCAUAUUUUUAUUCUGUAUAGGUAACUGUAUAUACAGUAUUUGUACAUAUUUUCAUUAGCAAUUCAUAUUAACGUCACACAUUUACAGAUUAAGAAUAGUACUAAAAAAUCAGUACUUUAUCACAAAGAAUAAGGAAAGUGAACUAUCACAAAAGUUAUGUUUAUAUAAAAAAAAACACAAAGCACGGUUUAUCAAAACACUUCUUCAGUAUUUCAAAAAAUAAACCACACUAGACUCCAUUUUCUUCAAUGAUUUUGUGAUUUUUCACAACUGUGUUCAGAGUUGAAAUAGGCACGCUUAACAUCUCAGCGAGUGAAACACUAGUACCUUUGUGCUCGUCCGUGCUCUUUAAAAUGUUUAGUUUUUCAUCCAUUGAGAAAGUUUUCCAUCUUUUACAUGCUGCACGUCAAUAAAAUAUAGAUAAAAAUUUAGUUUAUUACUCUAAAAAAAAUACAAAAUUUUAUGCAUAUUGACAUUUAAAUUUGUUACUGACCAUGUUAUGAUUAACAGACGUGGACAAAGAUAAAUACCGUAAAUAUAAAUACAAACUGUACAUAUAAGUUACUGAUCUUCAGUACAGGAUUUAUAUUAACUGUAGCUCUAGCGUUGCGUGCUAGCAUUUUCUCAAAGUCUUCCAUUACUAGGCUAGUGUUGGCAGCCUGCCAAUAUCAUUUUUGAUGGAAGAGCACAUAGAAAAAAUCUAGGAACUAUAGCGCCAUUGUUCCCAAGAGCAUUUUGAAUCUCGUAUUUUACAUGAAAGUGUCAUCUUCAUAUGUACAUGAUCAACACGUAAUCAUCAGGAAUUUCUUGUAUUGAGACAAAUGAGUUUAAAACGGGACCGAAAUAAAAUGGUGUAAAUGACAGGAAAACGUAAAAAGCGGUAAUGUAAGAGUGGGGUUCUACUGUAUUUUGUUGCUGAUGUGUAUGAAAUGCUAGAAUUUUUUGAAGUGAUAUUGUUAUUUGCAGUGCAGAUUCUUAUGCAUUUGUGAUGGUUUUGUGGUGUUAAUUUUCAGCUGGUGCAUUACAAAAACCUUAGAUGUGUGUACUAUCUGAGCAGAAUUAAAUGUAAAGCCUUGUAUUUUAUCAAGAAUGCUUUAUUUUGUGUGUUGUUGUGAAUUCUGGAUAAUAAUAUUUUAUUCUCAUUUAAUGUGGUUAUAAUAAAUUAUUGUAUUUGUUUCCUAGUUUAUCCAUUAGGUUUUUAGUACCUACCAAAAUUGUAGAGUAGCGAAUUGUAUAGUGAAACUAGCACUGAUUCUGUGUAGCUACACACUACAACUGUGGGCGUUUUGCCUAAAUUAAAAGUUGAAUCUCUGUACAAAAUAUAUUUCAGUAUUUGUACAGAUUCGUUAUACACUCGCCAAAAAUAUUUUGUAACGCGAUGCCUUAUGCAAAUUAAGGUAAAGUGAAUAUGUGCAACUUACAGCCUAUCUAAUCCCUGAGGGCAUGUACGCCAUUCAAAACCUGUAUUAGACAUGGCAAUUGUGUAAAAUACAUAAGCCUUUCUUAAUAAUAACUUUAGGGAAAACAUGCAUGAAGAACAGUGUUUGCUAAAGUAUUGAUGACAAUUGUUGGUGCUUCCCAUCCCAACCAAGGCAUGUGCGGUCAUGCGAGAGCAGGAAUGCACCCGGUACCACACAAAACAGCGCAACCAAUAACCAAUGUGCAACCCCAUUAAUAUAUUGAAUAUGGCCCACGCUACAGUCAACUAAGUAUUUAAUGUAUUUUUUUUUAAACAUUAUGAACUAUAUUGAUAACCAUUACCAUUAGAAAAAAUUGUCAUUAUAAACAAUGCGUGUUUUAAACAUUCCAUAUCCAUUUCACUGAUGCGGCCUUGAGGAAAGUUUGAAACACGUUUUCCAUGCUAAAAUAACAUUGAACUCAAGUUAUUUCUUGGUAGGGGGUUGGCAACUGAUCUCCAUUGUGCUACAGGGCUCAACGCAUUCUGCGGAGCCCUCACGUUCAAGCAACUAUCCAACAACUUUUCAACCAUAAUGUUAAGAGUACUUAACUCACCUUCCACGAGCAUUGCAAUAAAGUACGCACCACCACGUGUGUAAUGACAUGUAUCAUCAGCCGAAGCCGGCACACGUCUGAAACUAGGGAACCAUCGGUUACAACCAUGUCCGCAAGCUACAUGACUAUUAAACCUACUUCAGGAUAACUGUAACUUGACUAUUAAGCUUACUUCAGGAUAACUGUAACUAUCCAGUGACAUAGAGCGUCAAACAUGUAUGUGCACUGCGGUGAGCUCUGAUUGCUUGUGUGUGAAAAAGGCUGUGUGUGUAAAUAGUUACUUGAAAGUCAAUAUAAAAAAGACCACAGUGUUACAAAUGUUCACCUGAUUGUUGUCGGUUGUAACCACAAAGCAAGGAAGAUAAGGGGAGACAACCCAUUUCCAGUUUUUAGUCUUGUUACAAUGAACAAGUUGGGCAUGACUUUAAUAACCAAACAGUUCUAAAUGACUAAAAAUGGUUCUUAUUAGAUUUUGUACUGAUGCAAUUAACACUUGCACUAGUUUCUUUGAGCUAUAUUAAAAAUUCCCUGAAAACAGCAUAGAGAUACGAUGAAGAUGCACAAACACUUUCUGAGACAUAGACAUUCCCUAACAUUUUCAUUUUUCGUAUGAUGUACGUAAAUAAUUGCGAAGUGAUUUCUUGUUUGAAUUCUUUGAACAGGGGACAGAGGAAGAAUAUCUUCUUCCCUGUGCCAAUCUCUAAAAUACAGUAAGAUUACAAAAGCUAAGUUUGUAAUUAACCAUCUGACAUGUAUGUAUUUAGAUAUAGGUGAGUGUCAUUAAUUUUUUUAUGAAUACACAAAGAUUUAUUGAAUGACUUAGAAAAAUAAAUCAAUGUUAUAAAUACUUGAGGUGGAACACCAGACCAUGCCUCAUUACAGGAGUUUCGGGUUGUUCUUCAAGUAUUUCAAAAUAUUUUCAUUACUGUGAAUUUUUUUAAUGUUUCGUGCAGUGGCGUCUCGUCAGGGCAAGCAAGGCAAGCAGUGCUUGCCCAGGCAGUUUCCAGACAAUGUAUUUUUUAAAUAAAUAUUUUAUUUAGAAUAGUAUUUUACUUUGGCUCGUGCAGUUAGGUGUAUGUAUUUUUUACAUUAUCUUCUUGGGACCCAGUACUGUGCGCUAUAAGAAAAGAAUUCGUUGACACACAAAACAUGCUGUUUUAGAAGCGUUGCUAGGUUUAGAAGCGCUGGUAGGACCGCUUUCAGCAGGAAGGCUGCCGCAGUAGUUUCCUUUCGGAAGGGGGGUGGCAUGGUACAAAGGUUCGAGGAGGGGAUUGGCUGUAAAAACACGUGGUAGAAGCUACGAAGGUAGCGAUUUCUUGCCGAACUGAAGCGAACAUGGCCGAAGCAGACGGUGGAAUUAUUCCGCCGACUGCUUCGGCUAUGUCCGCUAUAGUUCGUCAGGGCAGGUGGCGAGGUCGCGUUUCAGUCGGCGAUCGUCUCUUGGGGCGCGCGCAUCUCUCUCGCGGGCUGUUGGCUGGGAGUUCCCUGCGCCCUAUUGGGUAACCAAAGGCUGGCAGUGCGUGGGGGAUUUGUAGGCGUACGGGAGGCGGCCUAGCAGUGCCAACUGCUACCGACCGCGUCCCGCGGGUGGCGGAUACGGGAGCCCAGCUCGAGAGUUGCAAUCUCGCUGGGGUGGCUGUGAAUAACCAAUAGCAGUCCGCGGACCAAUGGCCGGCCUGUGGAGUCGUUAUCACGGUUAUCGGGGUAUAAGGUAGCCUGAAUGUAGCUCGGCGCGUGGCAGGAAGCAGUUCCGUCGGUGAAGGCACCGCAGGGGAGCUCGAUGUGCUGAAAAAAUGCGAAGUGUAGUCGAACUGCGGGCUGGAACUUGCGGAGCUGUGGACUGCCGCGCGCGCAACGGAACUGAACGGCAUCGGAACUCUGAAGGAAGAGAUGGCGGCGCCUUCAAUUUGGGGCCCUGUUGGAGCCAGUGGUAGCCUGGGCGGCGCGACCUUCAACCGUCCCGGGAAUUUGGAGGACAAGAGGGUCCGACUCGCAAGAUACUUCAUUCGCCUGAACGACUUACCCCCACCUGGCUUGAAAGGUCGUUGGCUGUUGACUGGAAGAAGGAAGAUGAAGAUGGUGCAAUGUCAGGCUGCCUUUCGCCCCGUGCGCCCGCAGUUCGAGCCGGUUUACUGGCUCGUCUGCCCACUUCUGUCUUAACUGUGGCUGCCUGGGCAGCUGGGCUGGGCUGACGAGUGAAGUCGCCCGCCCCUGGGGGCGCAUGCGCCCCUGGCUAAUAAUAACCUAGGAGUACCCAAUAUUUAAAUGCGGGCCGCAAGGCCCAAGCACCCAACUCCAGCAUGGUUGAUUUUUCAGCCCCUCCAACUCUUCUUACCUGGACCCUUCUUCCCUCUUGUCCAGUAGUUACCUGCUUGCUUAAUGCAUGUUAAUUGAUCCCCGCAUGACCCGGCCCAGGGCUUUCUCUGUGUCUAGGCAGGUUUUACCUGAGUCACAUUAGCUAGCUUUUAAGCUAGGCGACCAAUGGGGCGUCAGUCAUGGUGCCAAUUGCAGCCAUGGCUGGCCAGUAAACCCAAAUAGCACACGAUGCACGCGCCCUUGUCCUGCAUGGUUAAAAACCCGCAUGGUAAAGUGUAUAGGCUUCGGCCUGAGACACACAGGUCCUCCCCUAACCUGGACUCUCCCCUACACACUUAGAAUAAUAAUUUAGGCUAGGAAAAAAAUUUAAUUGUGGCGUUUCAGGAAUGGAAUGAUUACGUGCCAGUUUCUUGGUACACGUACCAGUUAACAGAGUUUCUGAUCACGUAUGAAGAUAAUUUCUUUUGUGUUGGUACAAAAAAUACCAACAUUUAAUUUUUACUAUUCUAGUACAUUUUUAUGAGGUUCUUCUCUUUAUUUUAAGUACUUUGCCAUGUGUUGUCUGUUUAUAUAUUUUGUACCAGAUAUCGAUGAUACAACACUCCCACUUAGUAUAUAAAUAAUGUAGAGUAGGUAUUUUAUUAUCAGAAUAAUGUAUGUCAAACAUUAUUAUUUUUCAAAAAUAGUUUAUAAUUUUUAAAAAAAUGUCUUUUUUUCUACCUGUGGAAUAGUCAAUGUUCAGUUAAGAAAACUACUUAGGUAGCACCCUUUUGUACCUUGAAAUCCAUAUUUUCCGGGGGGGGGGUGCCCGGAACCCCCCCCCCCCCCCCCCCAUCACCCACCCACCGGCCGUGUUUUGGGGUGAACGGAGUUGUUGCUUUCCUUCAUGUAAACCUCACGCUUCGCCACUGGUUUCGUGGAAUGAAAUGUAGGAAGAUGGGAGUGCAAAACAAAUUAAAUAAAAAAUGUAUCACUUGAGAAAGUUUUUUUUUUUUCAAAUUUAGCAUACCUAUUAUAACUUCUACACUAGAAAACCUAAUUGUUUCUUAAUAAUCGUAUUAAUGUUCUGUAAUUAAAAUAUGGAUGUAAGAUAUAGUUUUGCUUUUGCAGUUCACACUUAAAAUACCUACAUUUUGUUACUCAUGUUGUCUUAGUUUGUCUGUAAAAUAACAAUUGUUAGGCUGUCAAAUUGAAACCAAUUGGUCGAAACUACAUGCUAAGUGCUUAUAUAAAUCUUUAGUAGACAAUACUAAGAAUUAUCCCCUACAAACUGUAAUCCUGGCUACAGCCCUGAUUACUUCCCAGCCUUAAAAUUCCACAUGUGAUUUUAAUUUAACUCUAAAAAGGACAUUACACAGGCAGUUCUUCUGAAUGAAAAGUUAGUUCCAGAACCCAAUAUAUUUUUUCGGGACUGACUUUCAUUACGAGCCACAAGCUAAUUAGAAUUAUCUAUUCCAUCCAGGGAUAAAUGAGUAGUUCGUAAAUCGUAAAAGGGCAAAUACUUAGCUUGUGAAGACAUAAGUGACAAAGCACAAUGUACAAAUUGUUUUCUCCUUUGCAGUUAUACGUGGCAAAGAUUUUAAGAAGUGUUUCUGUGGACAGGUGUUGAAAGUUGUACAGUACAUUUUGUAUGUAGUAUCAUUAUUCUAAAAAAAAAAAAAAAGGUAAAUUAUUAUUUACAAAUUUUAAAAAUUAAUUUAUGAUUGGAUUGAGGAAAGAAAAUUAUUUUGUUUGGAAAACCAUUGUGUGCUGUGGUACAAAAUAAUUUUAGUCAACUUUUAGUUAAAAAUUUACUACAGUUUUUUUACUUCUAAAUUUUGAAUAGGAAAUUAGUAAACUGUUCAGAGGUGCAUCUACUAAAGGUGCCAGGAGUUUAAAAUAUGUGUAUUUUAUAAAAUGAGAAUGUAGGUAUCUUCUGCAUUUACAACUUUUUUUUAAAAAAUUCUUAUUUUUUAAAAUAUUUAUCUAAGAAACAACAAUACAUGCUAAGUGAAGCGACAGUCUGGGUCUACAGAUCAGGUGAGGCAAUAGAUACAUAGACUGUUCCGCUGCAUUGCUGCACAGUAGGCAAUGCAAGGAUUUGCCACACACACAAAUAUAUUCAAAAUUUCCAUGUAUUUACAAAGAUAGUUAGCAAAUAUUGCUUAAUUAUAGCUUAAAAUGAAGAAAAGCAAGUCCAGCCCUUUUCAUUUGCUUCCAGUUGCAGAAAACGACUGGGAGGAUACCUCUAAAUAAAAAUGGGUAAUUUAUGAUUACAAACCUCAAAACAAUCUACUCAAGUUACACAGUAUUGUGACAAACAUGGCCUUGAUAGGAGAAGAUGGCUAAGUAUGGU